This is a messenger RNA of Pseudogymnoascus destructans, 1251 nucleotides long. RefSeq lists its product as uncharacterized. Gene Ontology annotation, molecular function: beta-glucosidase activity. Lineage: Eukaryota; Fungi; Ascomycota; Leotiomycetes; Thelebolales; Thelebolaceae. The transcript is spliced from 8 exons. The coding region runs from base 1 to 1251 and encodes 416 amino acids. Gene Ontology annotation, biological process: glucan catabolic process. The record is from RefSeq and is a predicted model, not a curated record.
AUGACGGAAACUGUGGAUCUCCCGGCGCCGGUCGUAGAGGUGACGACUGAAGGCUGCGAAGUCCAUUCGCCGUCAAGUCAUAGAACGGCCAGCACGCCGGCGUCCGAGCUGUCGUCUAUCGAAGCUGUGAAGGGAUUUAAGAUUGCAAAUCUCGGCGUGUCAAAAGAAAAUGCUCGGGCCAAGGCUGCUACGUUGUCACUGGUGGAACAGAUCUCGCUGUUGAGAGCCGCAGAUCACUGGAGGACUGUUGCAAUCCCUAACAAGGGCAUUGCCAAUAUCAAGACUAGUGACGGACCAAACGGAGCCUGCGGGGCAGUCUUCAAGGCCGGCACAAGAGCUGCACUGUUUCCCUGUGGUGUCUCCCUGGCAGCGACUUGGGACACAAAGUUACUCUAUGAGGUUGGGCAGCACCUAGGAGAGGAAACCAAGGCUCGCUCUGCACACGUCCUCCUCGCGCCAACAGUAUGCCUGCACAGAGGCCCUUUCGGCGGCCGUAAUUUUGAAUCAUUCUCAGAAGACCCUCUUCUGACGGGGAAACUCGCGGCAUCUUAUAUUAAUGGGCUUCAGCAAAAGGGAAUCCCCUAUGGAGCAUUCAAAGAGAGUCGAGCCCUUACUGGCGAAGGAGGUGUUACCAUUGAGUUCUACACCGGCGACAAAUUUGAGGGGGAGCCAAACGGUUGUCCAAACAAGAACAAGCACGGCUCUUAUGCUGUGGGACUCUGCGCCUACGGAGGUCGGGAAUGUCUGGUCUGCCUAUGUCAGGGCAAAGCUUACGCCCAAGACACUGGGAAGCACAAGUUCAGUUUCUUCAGCGUUGGCCCCGGACGUCUGUACAUUGACGAAGAUGUCGUCGUUAAGAUUGAACUUGAGACAGGCCGCACGUACGAGCUGAUGUGGGAACUCACCAACGAGAUCCGCCCCUUGUUGAAUCAGAUGGCCAUCGGCUGCACACAUGGCCCUGGAGGUGUCGACGGCGCGGAAGUCGUACAGGGCAACGUCCACGACGUUAAGUCGCGACUGGUGCGUCCGGAGAAGGAGCUGGCUGUGUUCGACAAGGUCUUCCUGGAGGCAGGUGAGACGAAGGAUGUCGUUCUCACGCUGGAUAAGCUCUCGGUUGGAUAUUACGAUACACGCCUCAAGGCCUGGAUUGCUGAGGAGGGCGAGUUCAAGAUUCUGGUUGGCUCGACAUCCGCAGAUAUACGACAAUCGGCUACAUUCGACGUGGCUGAAUCGUUUACUUGGAUCUUCUAA